UCUCCACUUCCCACCAAGUCUAUACAUUUAUUUUCCAUUCAUUUCCUCAGAAAACCUAACUUAAAAUAUCAACAGCUAGAGAGAAGAAAUAGUACUAAUCAGAAUACAAUGGCUUCAGCCUUAUUCUCAACUCCAGCAACCAUUCAAAAGACUCCCCAGUCAUUCCAAGGUCUUAGACCAUUCAAACCCACUGAUUCAUUCUCCACCAAAAUCUCCAGCGCCAGAAUCUCCAUCAAAUCAAGGAAACCCGCAUCCAGAGUUGGUGUAAUCAAGUCUGAGUUGAGCCCAUCUUUGGUUAUCAGUUUGAGUACUGGUUUAUCCUUGUUCUUGGGUAGGUUCGUUUUCUUCAACUUCCAACGUGAAAAUUCUGCAAAGCAAGUACCAGAACAAAAUGGUAUGACUCAUUUUGAAGCCGGUGACUCUAGAGCUAAAGAAUACGUUAGUUUGUUGAAAUCAAACGAUCCAGUUGGUUUCAACAUUGUUGAUGUUCUUGCUUGGGGUUCUAUUGGGCAUAUUGUAGCUUACUACAUCUUAGCUACCUCCAGCAACGGUUAUGACCCUAAGUUUUUUGGUUAAAAAGAAAUCCAACGGUCAUUUACUUAUUUUGUACAGUUGGAGAAGUCCUUACUCUUAUUAUUGUGUUUCAAAUAGUUUUCAUUAAUGUAUUCUUCUUCGAUUAUGUGUUUGCCAUUCUGUUUUA
Molecule: messenger RNA, 700 nt
Organism: Papaver somniferum (opium poppy)
Lineage: Eukaryota; Viridiplantae; Streptophyta; Magnoliopsida; Ranunculales; Papaveraceae
Product: photosystem I reaction center subunit V, chloroplastic-like
Exons: 1
Coding region: 109-576 (155 amino acids)
Biological process (GO): photosynthesis
Cellular component (GO): photosystem I; chloroplast thylakoid membrane
Source: RefSeq, a predicted model, not a curated record